AUGUACCGGCGGGGCUCCAAUCUCAGCGACGCGAGCUUCAUGACCGACGUUGAGAUGGCCCACGACGAGGUAAUCGAGCUCCGCCCCGUCAAUACAACCCCCCGCACACCUGGACAGCAGCUGACGGCGAAUAUCAAGAUGUUCGCGGGUCCCAUGUCCGAGAGCGUGCCCACGAGCAUCUCCUCCUUUGCCCACCGCCGCCGCUCGCGCGCCGAUUCCACCGCCAGCUUCACGUACUACGAGGAGGACCGGGACUCCGAAGAAGGCGCUGAAGAAGAGGCCAUAGCCGAUGAAUAUGGCGAUAUUGAAUACGAUGGGUAUGUGGACGACGAAUUCGAUGACCUCGAGGCUGGGGUGUCGCCUUCCCCGCCACCGACAAGACGGAAAUCAUCCGGGCAUUCAAGCCGAGGGUCUGUUGAGGCUCCAUUACUGCGUAGGCGAUCAUCGGCAACCAGCGCAGGAUCUGGGGAUGGAUGGGAAGGGCGAAGGAUCAGUCAGAAGAUAUACAUACUGACCGAGGAUCUGACCAUCGUAGUCGCUGGCUUCAAAACAUCGACCAUCGGGUUCGGGAUAUACCUCGUCCUGUGCACAAUCACCGCAGGCUUGGGCUGGCUGGUGUUCAGAUGGCUCCCAAGGUGGAGAGUGGCCUUGACGGGGCGGUCAUCGCCUUUGAAAGAGUGCGAUUGGGUGGUAAUCGAGAACCAGUGGGGAGAGUUCGCCAUUCAGCCUGUCAAUGCCCAACCUUAUGGACGUUCGCUCUCGACUGUGUUUGGAGACCCCGAAAAGCGGCGAAGAAUAGACUACGACGAAGACUCAGACCCUGAGAUCAAGCAACUAUGCAGCCUCGAUUACCGAUACAUCCGCUUCUGUUACCACCCGCUCAAAGACAAAUUCGUCCUUGCGAAUACCUGGAAGGAUCCGGCGUGGAUUAACGUGUCAACCCUUCGCGAAGGGCUCGACAAUGAAGAGCGGGACUAUCGCGAGCUCGUUUUCGGAAGAAACGUUAUUGAUCUAGCGGAAAAAUCGGUUGGCCAGCUGCUGGUGGACGAGGCCUUCCAUCCUUUCUACGUGUUUCAGAUCGCCAGUCUCAUCCUCUGGUCCCUGGACGAGUAUUACUACUAUGCCGCCUGUAUCUUUAUAAUCUCUGUUGUAAGUAUCACGACCACGGUGAUUGAUACGAAGGCCACGAUGAAGCGACUGCGAGAAGUAUCACGAUUUGAGUGUGAGGUCCGCGUAUUGCGGAACGGCUUUUGGAGGACCGUCGAUUCUAGCGAGUUGGUUCCAGGGGAUGUCUACGAAGUUACGGAUCCUUCUCUUACCCAGCUUCCUUGUGAUAGCUUACUGCUCUCUGGAGACUGUAUCGUCAACGAGAGCAUGUUGACUGGAGAAUCGGUCCCUGUAUCCAAGAUACCCAUGACAGACGAUUCGCUAGAUCUACUCGAUCUGGGUGCGUCAACGAUACACCCAGAAAUAGCCAGGCAUAUGCUUUUCAGUGGUACCAAAAUCAUUCGAGCCCGACGACCUCACGAUGAUGUCGACGACGAAGCAGCCGCGCUGGCUAUGGUAGUACGGACCGGGUUCAAUACGACCAAAGGGGCCUUGGUACGAUCUAUGCUCUUCCCGAAGCCUUCUGGUUUCAAGUUUUACCGAGACUCCUUCCGAUACAUCUCAGUCAUGGCUUGUAUCGCCAUGGUCGGCUUCGUCGCUUCAUUCAUCAACUUCAUCCACUUUGGUCUGGCCUGGCAUCUCAUCGUUGUCCGUGCACUAGAUCUAAUCACGAUCAUCGUUCCGCCUGCACUCCCGGCCACACUUACCAUCGGCACCAACUUUGCCCUGUCACGUCUGAAACAGAAACAAAUCUUCUGCAUCAGUCCACAGCGAGUAAACGUAGGAGGCAAGCUUGAUGUCGUCUGCUUCGACAAGACCGGGACUCUGACGGAGGAGGGAUUGGAUGUUUUGGGCGUCCGAGUGGUGGAGCGAUCCGCGAAUAGGUUCAGUGACAUCCUCACUGAUUCCUUAGACGUUCUUCCUCAAUCGCGGUACGAUCGCGACCCCACCGUCGACUACUCGAACCACAAGGCGAUACUCUAUACGAUGACGACUUGUCACUCGCUGCGCUUAAUCGAGGAUGAGCUUGUUGGCGACCCGCUCGACGUCAAAAUGUUCAACUUCACAGGCUGGAACUUCGAGGAGGGAGACCAAAGGGCCCCUGCAGGCGAGGAGGAGUUCGAUCAGAAACUUCGCCCCGCGGUCGCCAGACCUCCUGCAGGCCGUGAGUAUGACAUCGAUGAUCGUGAGGACGACGAGAACAGAAAACCCGUUGAGCUCGGAGUGUGGAGAUCCUUCGAAUUCGUCUCCCAACUACGAAGAGCAAGCGUUAUCGUGCGGCAAUUCGGUGCCAGAAAUCCUCAAGUGUACGUCAAAGGUGCGCCAGAGUGCAUGAAGGAUAUCUGCUGCGGGGACAGCUUUCCAACUGAUUACGAGGAUCUACUGGCCUAUUAUACCCAGAAAGGGUUCCGUGUCAUUGCCUGCGCAACGAAGACGCUCAAUAAGUCCAAUUGGCUUAAAGUCCAGAAGAUGAAGCGAGAGGAUGCUGAAAGCGACCUCCACUUCGUCGGUUUCAUCAUCUUCGAGAACAAGCUCAAGCCAAGCACAACACCAAUCAUGGAAGAGCUGGAGAGAGCAAACAUACGGACUGUCAUGUGCACCGGAGACAAUAUCCUUACGGCUAUCAGCGUUGCCCGAGAGUGCGGUCUGAUCAACAGAACAGCCCACUGCUUCGUACCGCAUUUCGUUGAAGGCGACUCCCGCACCGCCCUUGCUCGCCUCAGCUGGGAAAGCGUCGAUGAUCCCGUCUUCAAACUGGACGAGAAUACCCUGAAGCCUCUUCCUCCGCCAGCCGAAGCUGAUGUCUCCUUACCAUACGAUAUCUCCAACCUCCGAAACUAUUCACUGGCUGUCAGUGGAGACGUCUUCCGCUGGAUAAUCGACUUCGCCUCAGAGAAAGUAUUACGUGAGAUGCUUGUCUGCGGGCAAGUUUUUGCUCGCAUGUCCCCCGACGAGAAGCACGAACUUGUCGAAAAGCUCCAAAGCAUCGAUUACUGCGCUGGCUUCUGCGGCGAUGGAGCGAACGAUUGUGGAGCCUUGAAAGCUGCCGAUGUCGGUAUAUCACUUUCGGAAGCUGAAGCUUCCGUGGCCGCACCCUUCACCAGCCGCGUGUUCGACAUUUCCUGCGUCCCGCAAGUCAUCAAGGAAGGCAGAGCAGCCCUCGUCACCAGCUUCAGCUGCUUCAAGUACAUGAGCUUGUAUUCAGCUAUCCAGUUCACCUCCGUCAGCUUCCUCUACGCCUCAGCCUCCAAUCUCGGCGACUUCCAGUUCCUCUUCAUUGACCUCCUCCUCAUCCUACCCAUUGCGAUUUUCAUGGGCUGGUCCGGCGCAUACCCAAAACUCUCUCGAAAACGACCAACAGCCAGCCUGGUUUCCCGAAAGGUGCUUACGCCAUUGCUAGGUCAAAUCGUACUCUGCGUCCUCACCCAAGCCAUCGCCUUCGAGUACGUCCAAAAACAGCCAUGGUACCAGCCCCCCAUCGUCGACAAAGAGCACUCCAACGCCCUCAACUCGCAGAACACGGCCCUCUUCCUUGUCUCCUGCUACCAAUACAUUUUCUCCGCUGUGGUCCUCUCAGUCGGUCGUCCGUUCCGGCAACCCAUGUCACAGAACCUCCCCUUCGUCAUCACGAUCCUUAUCACGCUCGUGACCACCUGCUACAUGCUGUUCGAUCCUGCGCAGUGGCUUGUCAAGCUCAUGCAGCUGACAUAUAUGAGUGCGUCGUUCAAGGUGUUCCUCCUGGUGCUGGGCUUGGGCAAUUUCGCCAUCGCGUAUGUGGGCGAGAAGUUUGUGCUACCGGUCAUCGCGAAGUGGAUCGGGUUGCUGAAGGUGAAGAUCAAUCCUAAGUGGCGAAAAAAGAGGAAGGAGUAUAAGCUGAUUAUGGAGAAAAUGAGGAUGUGA
Molecule: messenger RNA, 4008 nt
Organism: Trematosphaeria pertusa
Lineage: Eukaryota; Fungi; Ascomycota; Dothideomycetes; Pleosporales; Trematosphaeriaceae
Exons: 2
Coding region: 1-4008 (1335 amino acids)
Biological process (GO): intracellular calcium ion homeostasis
Cellular component (GO): membrane
Molecular function (GO): ATP hydrolysis activity; P-type ion transporter activity; ATP binding
Source: RefSeq, a predicted model, not a curated record